AUGGCUUCCUAUCAGCAAGAUGUGCUUAUUGCUCUCGCAUUACAAAACCAAGCUAUUGCUUUAACGUUAUUAAGAGAAAGAAAGAAACGGCGUUCGGUUUGGGUAAGAAAAUUAUGGAAGCAGCGUGAACGUCAGGGGCAUUAUGAUAACCUGAUUCAAGAAAUGAGGGUACAAGACCAUUCAAUGUACUUCAAUUAUUUCCGAAUGCUUCCUUCGACAUUUGAUGAUUUGCUUGGACUUGUAGGCCCAUCUUUGGUCAGAAAGACAACAAACUUACGGAAGCCGUUGCCUCCACAGUUAAGAAUGGCAGUAGCUUUACGAUACCUGGCAACUGGAGAAUCUCAAGCUUCACUUUCAUUCAAUUACAGAAUCGGGAGGUCUACAGUAUGCCAAAUACUUGACGAGGUGCCAGAAAAAAUUUGUGAAGCACUGAGCCCUCUUUCUGUGGCCCAACCAAACACUCCUGAAAACUGGAAACGCCUGGCUGACGACUUUUGGAAUUUGUGGGGUUUUCCUUUGUGUUUGGGGGCUAUAGAUGGCAGCACUGCGUAA
Rhopilema esculentum is the source of this 552-nucleotide messenger RNA. The record is from RefSeq and is a predicted model, not a curated record. Lineage: Eukaryota; Metazoa; Cnidaria; Scyphozoa; Rhizostomeae; Rhizostomatidae.